UGCGACUCUUCAGUGGGCAGUAGGCAGACAGCACACUCAUCUUUCUCUUCUCUCCUCUCCACAUCGCAUUCAGAAUCUCCAUCCACAUGUCGAACACCCAAGAUUCGUCACCGGUUGACGAUUUGGCUUCCUUGUUCUCGCAACUCAACUUAGGUGCCACACCCUCCCAAGACCCAGUAGACCAGUUGCUGGCUAGGAUUCAAGCGCGGUGGAACACCUAUCUUGAGGAUUUUACUGAGCUGGACCACGAGGUUGGAAGUGGCACGAAAUUUCUUGAGGCUGCUUUCCGUCGCGUUGAAAGUUCAGACCUCCCGCGCGAUCGUAUUCCUCUUAAAUUGCGGACAGCUCUCUUCAAGGACGGUGGCGAGGAUGAACCUUGGCAGAGACUCCAGCCCCUGCCAGAUGAUCAACUGGACAGUUUGAUGGCCGGGAAGGAUAUCGCAAAAUUUUUGCAAUUUGCCUGCGCACUCGAACGGCCGCCUGCCGCGAUUGAGACAAUGUAUGUCAACUCCAUCCCUCAUUGUUGGCCCGACACUUACGUUACGAUUGUGGUCAUUCUAUAG
Laetiporus sulphureus 93-53 is the source of this 563-nucleotide messenger RNA. RefSeq lists its product as uncharacterized. The transcript has 2 exons. NCBI's taxonomy places the organism in Eukaryota, Fungi, Basidiomycota, Agaricomycetes, Polyporales, Laetiporaceae. Bases 87 to 563 code for a protein of 158 amino acids. The record is from RefSeq and is a predicted model, not a curated record.